AUGUCGUCAGAUAAAACGAGAUUUUUCCCACAGCUUCCUCCCAAAUGGAACUCGUGGUUGAAGGCCUUUGAGCUCCUGGUGAAACACGGAGCCUCGGUACAUGAAGUCAAUCGUGGGAAGACUUUGAGUAUGCUGAAAAUUAACUAUGCAUCCGGAGAAGAACAAAGUAUGGAUUACUUCCGAAUCCUUUUGUCGGAGGGCUAUGUAUACUGGGAGACUGCUGGCGAAAGCACCUGGUCUGCGAUUUCUACUGCGAUCAGAACGAGAAAGUAUGCUUUGCAAGCUCUGAAGUUUCUCGUCAGAAACGACGUCAAUAUGAACAGGGUCCUUGCUAAUGGCCAGUCACCGCUUCAUCUAGCUGCGGAGCUUGCUGACGACGUGGAAGUCCUUGAAUAG
Molecule: messenger RNA, 396 nt
Organism: Penicillium odoratum
Lineage: Eukaryota; Fungi; Ascomycota; Eurotiomycetes; Eurotiales; Aspergillaceae
Exons: 1
Coding region: 1-396 (131 amino acids)
Source: RefSeq, a predicted model, not a curated record